UUUUCGAUAACAGAAAUAUUUGAUGUUAUAUGUAGUGCAAAAAUAAAUUAUUUUCCAAAAAAAUGACAAAACAGCAUAGACAUUUAGUAUUUGUAACGUUUUUAGUGUCGUGUGCUGCAUUAGGUCUGUUAUUAGUGUCAAUUUCAUCCACAAAUUGGGUAAUUUCCAAUCCAAAAUGUAUUACACUUCCAAACACUCAAGAUAGUGACUUAAAUUAUGGAUUGUUUACGGGAUCGUAUACUCGCCCAUUAUCACAAACGGAUAAAUUUGGAUUAACAAUGAUUUGUUCAUAUGAGCAUAAUAUUUGUGGAUUAAGCUGUUUAAGGACAGCAGCCGAGAGAAAAAAUGAAUUGGAACAAUUAUAUAAUGGUGAAAGGCCAAAGUUUAAUUGUGCAAGAUAUAUUGAACGUAGUAAAAGAUCUAUAUUAACAAGAAAUACUACGACUGUUUUCGCUGAUACUAAAAAUGAUUUAACAUUUAUAAAUAAUGGAGUACAUUUUGCAACAAUAUGGUUUUUGUGCAUUGCAAUUAUAUUAUCAACUACUACUUGCGUUAUCACUGUAAUUAAUCUAACAUUGAAUCCAGUACAACCCAUUUUAAACAUAUUUGGAUUAUAUAUAUGGCAUGGUGUGACAUGUUUAUCAAUAUUAAUUGUUAUAUUGUUAUGGGGUAUCCAUUUUGCUACAACAAUUACACAUAAUGUUGGUCUACGCGAUACAAUUGUAAAUGAUUAUAAUAGUGAUGGAAGAUCAUCUUUGGGAUAUUCUUAUUGGAUACUUUUAGCGUCAAUGCUCUUACAUUUAAUAAACAUCGGAGUACUUUUAUUUAGAAGACAUUUAAUUAGUCAAGAAGCACCAACCCUUGCUGCACCAAGUGAAGAAAGAACUGAUGGAGCAAUAUAUUUAUAUUAAAUAUUCAUUUAUAAAAAAUAUUUUUUCGAUGAAUCUAACGGUAGGUACAGGUUGUGAGAAGAAAUUUUUCGGUUUUAUUUUACUUUCAAUAUCUUACAUAAUGAAAUACAAUCAAAACAAUUUUUAUGGCAAACACAAUCUGCAGCAAAAACAUUUUUUUAAGCAAACUGUUAACAUUUACUAAUUUAUAUUAAACUGGGAGAUUUUUUAAGUGAAUUGUGGUGAAUCUUUCUAGUUUGCCCAUAGAAAAACAUUUUUAUAUCAAUUGGCUCUUACAUUAUCUUGUUUUGAUUACCCCUGUUUGUUUCUAAGGAUAUACUUGAAGGAAAAGCUAACAUAAGCAAACUUAAUAAUCCAAUAAAACCAAUAAUCAUCAAUUUAAAAAUUUAAUAUUUGAAAAGAACUGAUCGAAAUCAGCUAGAAACGGUCAAUAGAUUCGUUAGAAAUUUAAAGAUGAAGAUUUUAUGGUGUAAAUAGUUUCUGAUCCACUCGGUAUAACUACCCACUAUUUGAAAGAAUACAAAAAUGGUGGUUUUCAAGACUAAAAAUCGUAACUGAAAAUGUAGUUAAAAAUGAAAAGCUGGACAACUACAGAUUAAAUACAUACAAUUUCAUCCUACAGCAUUAAUUUUUAAUUACUUAAUUGACAUUAUUUUUUAUAAAUAUUACUUACAUAUUUAUGAUAAAUUUCGGCGUAAGAUUGGAUCUGUAUUAAGAUAUAAUUAGAUUCUGUAUCUAAAUAAUACAUAUAUUUACAUUCUAAAACCUUCACCUGAUUUCAAAUUUUUGUUUUGAAUUUACUUAAAAAAACAUUUUUGAUAAAGAAUUUCAAAAAAACCGACUCCGACAAUGAUUGUGUUGUCUCACAACUUGGUUAUAAAUAAACUUCAAUAAAUUUUUAUAUAUUGGAUGUCUAAAUAAAAAAAACUGCUUAGUACAGGUAAUAUAAUUACACCAGAAUAGCCUGUCCCAAAAUCUAAUUUAAUUUGUAAAUUUUAUGUGAUAA
This is a messenger RNA of Chrysoperla carnea, 1917 nucleotides long. RefSeq lists its product as uncharacterized. Bases 63 to 911 code for a protein of 282 amino acids. The record is from RefSeq and is a predicted model, not a curated record. Lineage: Eukaryota; Metazoa; Arthropoda; Insecta; Neuroptera; Chrysopidae. The transcript is spliced from 4 exons.